This is a messenger RNA of Mucor velutinosus, 291 nucleotides long. RefSeq names its product 20S-pre-rRNA D-site endonuclease nob1 (gene nob1). Bases 1 to 291 code for a protein of 96 amino acids. The record is from RefSeq and is a predicted model, not a curated record. The transcript is spliced from 3 exons. NCBI's taxonomy places the organism in Eukaryota, Fungi, Mucoromycota, Mucoromycetes, Mucorales, Mucoraceae.
AUGGUCGUGCUUCAUGAUUACACUGAUUCUGAAGCAUUAAAUCGUCGCUUGAGCGUUCGCGAUCAACAUUUACAAGGUGCUUUGAAGGCUGAAAGUGAAGGAAAUCUGCUCGUUGGCGGUGCCAUCUUGGACAAUCAUGAGUCAAGUAAAAUGAAGGGAAGCGUUCUGUUAUUAGCCGCCAAAUCAGUUGAAGAAAUUGACGAAAUGAUUAUUCAAGAUCCUUAUUACAAGGCAAAGGUUUGGGAGAAAUGGGAGGUAUACCCUAUCAAAUGCGCUAUUGGGCCAAAAUAG